AUGGGCGUCACCGUGGACAAGCACGGCGCGCGGCGGCAGCUGGCGUCGAUGGGCACCGUGAACCUGACGCCCGGCGACAACCUGCCCCAGGCGCGGCGCGUGACGGGCGCCCUGCGCAUGAUCUCCGUGGACGUGCACGCGGAGCGGGCGCGGGCCGAGCGCCUCGAGCGGUCGCGGGCGCGGCUGACGCGGAGCGUGGCGCCCGUCGUCGACGGGUUCCUGCUGCUCGAGGCCUGCGGCGUCGAGUUCCCCGACGAGGGCCACCGCGCGGACGUGUCCGGCUACGCGGCGUCGAGCGUCUCCGAGACGGACCUCGAGUACUUCCCGCGGCUCGCGACGCUGGACUGCAGCGACAACUGCCUGCCGCUGGCGCCCUUCGGGAAGCUGCCGCGUCUCAAGGAGCUGCGCUUCGCGGCGAACGGGCUCGAGCGCUUCGACUGGCCCCAGGGGUCUUCCGCGUGGCAGCGGCUCCAGGUCCUGGAUUUAUCGUACAACGCGCUGGGCGUCCAGGCCGUGACGAACCUCGCGGGCAUGCCCCAGCUCCGGGAGCUCGACCUCACGGGCAACGGCCUGCGGUCCCUGCCGACGCACGAGGAGUUCGGCAAGUUCCCCGCGCUGGAAAGGCUGUCGCUCGAGCGGAACAAGCUCGGGGGCGACGCGCAGGACGACUGCGGCAACGUGUGUGCUCUCAGUGGGUUGACGCGCCUGCGCGAGCUGUCCCUCGCGCACAACAAGCUCACGGGCUUCCCGACGCUCGACGCGGUCGCCGAGGCGACGAAGGUCUCCGAGACCGCGAUCUUCGUCGAACUCGUCGCUUUGAACCUCGCCUGGAACAAGAUCCACACGGAGGGCGACGUCAUGGGUCUGACGCUACUCCCGAAGCUCGAGCACCUCGCGCUCUACGGGAACCCGCUGCUGGGGCCCGCGAAGGAGGACGCGAGCGGAGGGAGCGUGCGCAACUUCGCGGAGUGCGCGGCGGACGCGCGCGACGGGUGGACGGACCGGCUCCUCGAGGUGUCGACGGAGGUGCCGCGGCGGCGCGCGCCGCGGGGGUCCAUGGCCGCGGCGACGAACGCGCGCGGCGACCGCCGCUUCCGCAACGUGUCGCUGACGCGCGUGCCCGAGCCGCCGAUCCCGACCGCGGCCGAGUUCCGCGCGCGCGGCAACCGCGCGCUCCUCGACAAGGCGUCCCAGGACUCCAUCUCGCGGAGCGGCACCUGGGACUCGAACCGCGGCGUCGGCGACUUCUACCCGCCGCCGGCGCCGGCGACGGCGGGCCAGCCGUCGACGCGGGGGCCGACGGCCGGCGUCGCGGACGACGGCAUGUUCCUGACGGCGUUGGACGACGUCGACGACCUGAGCCGCGCGGAGGCCGAGGAGAUUUUGGCGGAGCACGGCGACGACGACCCCCUGGUGCGGCCGUCGACGCUCAUGGCGCGCGCCAUCGAGCCGGACCGGCGGAGCGACCCGGGCAAGCUCCGCGCGGCGCUCAACGCGCUCAAGUUCGCGCUCGACCACCCCGUGACGUCGCACACGACGGCCGCGCCGACGCACCGCGGGGGGCUCGUGCCCUACGCGAACCGGCCGACGAAGGCCUACCUCAACCGGAAGCUGCCCCGGCGGCCCUACCAGCUCAAGGAGAAGCCGGGCGAGUCCGCGCUCCGCGACGCGGACGCCGCCAAGCGCCGCGCCGCCAACGUCAUGCAGACCAACGCGCUCCACGAGAUCGGCUCCGUCCUCGACCAGAUGAACCACAACGUCCUCCAGGCCGCGACGGAGUUCGACGACGACGAGAGCCAGGGCACGCUGACGAGCCUGAAGUAG
Molecule: messenger RNA, 1824 nt
Organism: Aureococcus anophagefferens
Lineage: Eukaryota; Pelagophyceae; Pelagomonadales; Pelagomonadaceae
Exons: 1
Coding region: 1-1824 (607 amino acids)
Cellular component (GO): nucleus
Molecular function (GO): protein binding
Source: RefSeq, a predicted model, not a curated record